AUGACAGAAAGCGUUUCCUCCGAGCGGAAAUGGAGCGAAGCGAAUCUCCGGAGAAAGGGUCAUCUGGAGUCGUUGAACGUGGACUGGCUAACCAGAACCAACAGUCCGGUGCCACAACAACACUCUGAUAGCUCAGAUUCAAACGUGGAGAAGGAACAAAAUCACUCCGUUAAUGCUUCGAAGCAAUCCGAGAAAUUAUCUCGGCAAAAUGUUCUCAGCGAGAGAUCUACGUCAGCCUCCGGUGUUUCGCGAGCUGCAUCACCCAGAUCGUCAGUUCCAAACUUAUCAGCGACUUCGAAUGGUGAUAUUAGGGAGCGAAGAAGCUCCGCAUCCGAUUCCAGAGGCACAAAUGAAUACUCUUUAUACACGUUGAAUCCCUACGACCAGGGUCUUGCAGUUCGGCGAACUAAGUCGCUGUCGUUGAACUCCAGCGGGCACAUGGACGACUCCAAGCGUGAGAAACCUGGCUUUUUGAGAUCACUGUUCGGUCGCAAAAAGAAAGACGACACCAAGAGAGAUUCAUCCAGGCGAAGUAGUAUGAGCUCGGAUGGAAACAACAGCGAGACCGGUGGCAGAAGCUUUCAGUCCAAUACCUCACAAGGAAAUGACGCAGCCGCAGCCAAACAAAAUCUCGAAUCGGCUUCAUCCCUUGGGGGGAACAAGGAAACAUCGUUGGAGCCCGUGAUGCCCCCACUGGGCAGGUCGAAAACAGCACCCUUAGAACACGAAAAUGACGACAAUUAUAGACUGGAUGAAUUCUUACAGCGCUAUAGGGCUAACUCAUUUGUCACAGACUCUUUGGACCAUAAGCUUCCGCCCCCCAAAAGUGCGAAGUCUAACGCCACGUUUUCGAUAGAUGAGGAUGUGGAGUCUACGGCGGUUUCAAAGUCGCAGCGUCGUGUUGAUGCCAAAGGACGGCCAAUCCCCUCUCAUCCUCGUCGGUCGAGGCUCCCCCCUGCAAUCAAGAAACAACCUUCCUUUGCGCGUUCCGAGCACAAUAGGCGUCUAAGCACCACUGCUGCCUCCCCUACCAACAAAUUUGGCGCAUUUUUAAAAAGAGUCACUUCACAUACCGAUGAUCCUUCUUCGAGAGCUUCUUUGUCUGACUCGGAUACAGAGUCAAGUGAUGAAGAUCCUCCAAGAAGACACAAAGUUAAGCAGAAGGUCAACAUUCCUGGUUUGGAUAAGGUCAAACCCUUGCGGAAAGUUUCUUUUGCGACGAACACUUAUUUCAACGAUCCUCCGCAACAGAUUUGCAGCAAAAAUCCGAGGAGGGGAGAGGUCGAGGUUAAUCCUGAUGGCUCAGUGAUAAUUCAUAGGCUCACUCCUGAAGAAAAGCGCGAAAUUUUGCAGAAGACAACUUCAGGAAUUGUUGUCGGUGGUUCCGGUCAUUUAAAGCUUCUCAGCAAUCCAACUAUAAACGAGACUGAUAUGAAGAAGAGAGAAGAGAAAAAGCCGGAGGUUGCACCUAGCGAGGCUAAGAAUGGAGUUGAAGUCGCUAACAACACCGAUCGGCCAGCUAAGUCUGCGCAGUCUCGAGCAAGGAAAAAUUCAAUAGAGGCUAGCAAGUCUUUGCCCAACAAUGAGGAAGAAGUUUCUGUUUCCAAAACAGCAUCAGAAGUCAAAAUUGAUAAACCUAUGAUGAGUAGACGCUCAGCUGCCUCUUUAAAUUCGACUGCAUCUGUGAGCGAUGAUGAAGAUAGCACUGUUUACCCACCACAGGAUGCUAAAGUCCCACUCGACAUAGUGUACACACGUUGUUGUCAUCUCCGAGAAAUUUUACCCAUUCCUGCAACCUUAAAACAGCUCAAAAAAGGAUCGACUGACCCAAUCCCGCUGUUGCAGUUGAGGAACCCGAAGCCAUCUCUCAUAGAGGUUUUAUCUUUCAGCGACUUUUUGAGCGUGGCCCCAGUGCUAUGUUUAUCUUUGGACGGCGUGAGCCUCAGUGUUGAAAUGCUCAAUGUUAUAUUGUGUGCAAUUGUGCAAAAGAAGGAGUUUGAGAAGCUGUCUCUUAGAAAUGCAAAGCUGGAUCCCGAAGGUUGGAAGGUACUAUGCUACUUUGUCGCCCAAUGCAAGAGCUUAAGCUCACUGGAUUUGACAAUGGUUCCCGGGGUCUCCAUUAAUGUUCAGAAACCGUCAAAAUCCUCUCAAAAGUCUAGCGUGAUGCGAAUGGAAUCUUCCUUGCAGAAUAGAAAGGACAUGAAUUGGGACCUAUUAACGGCUUCUCUCACAACCAAUGGUGGUCUCGAAGAAAUUAUAUUAUCUGGUGCUAAGAUGUCGUUGCAACAAUUCAAGAAUUUUAUUGAACUUGGCUGUAUCAGUACCGAACGACUAGGGCUGGCUUAUAAUGAAUUGACAGCUGAACAGUGCACUUUGCUAGCAGAAUGGUUGGCUCAAUCUAAUGUUACGGGGAUUGAUAUGGGUUACAAUGAUCUUCGUGGUAAGCUUGACAUGUUUUCGACUACGCUGAUUGAGAAGAUGCAAUAUAAUAAUAACGUCUUCAAGUAUAUUUCACUCAAUUCUACCAAUUUGGAGGUUUCAGAAACCUCCGAGUCUACCAACAACGAGCUGUUGAGACUAAUCAGCAGUCUGUGUUAUUGUGACAACUUGAAGUUGCUAGAUCUUUCGAACAACCCUCAAAUUUUUCCUCAUAUUACUCGUCAUCUCACCAAUUAUUUGCCUGUCUUUGUAAAUUUGAUGCGCCUUCAGUUGGAUUACAACAAUAUACCUUCUACAUCUGUUGUGACCCUUGCAGAAGUUUUUCCAAUGUGCUCAAAGCUGAGUUAUGUUUCAAUGCAAGGAACUAAACUAGAUUCUGCAUCAGCCUGUGCCCUAGCUGCUGCAAUGCGCAAGAGUACGUCCCUAUUGACACUGGAUAUAGACGUCGAUGGUGUGUCAGAAAAAGUAAGAGAUAGAAUAUCUCUGUUUGGUCUAAGAAAUAUGGAAUCUGCUCUAAAAAAAGUUGAUAAUGACGCAAAUUCAGAUGAAAUGUCAGCUAAUUUGAAGUGCUUACAGAAAGAACUUUCUGUUCUUCUGACCGAAAAACCUAUGAAGAAGGAAGACUUAAAGGUUGUGGCCGAGAAUUUUGUGGCCCGUUUAACAAAGACUCGUUGUUUUAUCAACAAAAUGACAGAGGAUCUAUUCAAACUCCGUGUUGACGGAAAUUUGAGCACUAGUGGCAAAGAAACGCUCAUCAGAUUUUGUUUCAUUGAUGCUACGUUUGAAAGAGGUUUGAGACUACUUGCCCAGCGCUACACUGACCUCUCUCUUCCUAAUCAUCAGGAAACGAGUGUACAUCUGGGGGACCCUCGAAACAUUAAAAGAGCCGGCUCAUCAGCUACUCUGUCCUCAAAGCAAUUCACAGACAGUGGCCACUCCGCUUUGCUGCCUUUCCACCACCCACCUAUAGAGUACUCGGGUCCAGCCGAAGAUGCCGUGGAGAUAAAGGAAGAUGAAAGCGAUACGCCUGCUUCUCAUGCUCGAGAGCAGUUGAAGGAGGAAGGAAGUGUUUUGCGUAAGAGUCAGCACAUCAUGGAUCAAACUGGAUCUCACCAGCAUCAUAAACAACAACAUGAAGCCACUGGCCUUCCCAACGGGGUACGCAGAAAUUUGUUGUUAGAAGAUCCUAACUUGAGAAAUGCUGCCGCUAAUCUUGACAGCGAGCAGAUCAAGGAGUUUAUUCUGACAAACGAUAUUGCAUCAGUCACCCAAUUCCUGGAAGACCUUCGCGAUCAAGGAGUUAAUUUACAUGAACUUUUCAAGAAACGGCAAGAAGGUGAAUACGACGAGGAAACCGGUAAUUCUCAGCCACAUAUCACACGUCCCCUCAGCAACGCACUUCAGUCAAGCGUCCAGAAGAAAGAAAAAGAACAGGAUAUGGAUGAUGAAGAUGAACACACUGCUAUCCUGGACGCAAGUAACGAGGAGGACGCCUCUAUUGACAGAGUUUACGACGAGGUGCUUGACAACAUACAGAAAGUUCGAAAAUAUAGUCAAGGAUAA
This is a messenger RNA of Lachancea dasiensis, 4002 nucleotides long. NCBI's taxonomy places the organism in Eukaryota, Fungi, Ascomycota, Saccharomycetes, Saccharomycetales, Saccharomycetaceae. The record is from the annotation of a GenBank genome assembly.